Messenger RNA from Penicillium odoratum, 1005 nucleotides. Its product is annotated as ribonuclease H2 catalytic subunit RNH201. The transcript has a single exon. Bases 1 to 1005 code for a protein of 334 amino acids. Lineage: Eukaryota; Fungi; Ascomycota; Eurotiomycetes; Eurotiales; Aspergillaceae. Gene Ontology annotation, biological process: DNA replication, removal of RNA primer; mismatch repair. Gene Ontology annotation, cellular component: ribonuclease H2 complex. Gene Ontology annotation, molecular function: RNA-DNA hybrid ribonuclease activity; RNA binding. The record is from RefSeq and is a predicted model, not a curated record.
AUGAAGGAAACCAAUUCAAGUCAGGAAGAUUUAUUUUUUAUUCCUCCCAGUGUGAAUUCGGCUCGUCUCCUCUCAGGUGAAUCCUACGCCUAUUAUACUCCUUGUCCGGCAGCUAUCACAACCCAUACAUCAGCAGAAAACACACCAUGUGUACUUGGUGUAGACGAGGCUGGUCGUGGUCCUGUUCUCGGCCCAAUGGUCUAUGGUGCUUUCUACUUGCCAAUCGAUCUGCACCACUCCCUUCUGGCCCAAAACCACAGUUUCGACGACAGUAAAGUUCUCACACCCGGCGUGCGCGCCAACCUAAUGCGAGUACUCAACACCCCGGGCACCGAUCUAUUCGAAUCAUGUGGCUAUGCGAUCAAAGUGUUGUCGGCCCGUGACAUAUCCUCGGGCAUGUUGAAGCCAAGUUCCGCCGUCUACAAUCUGAACGCACAAGCGAUGGACGCUACAAUUGAGAUCAUUCGAGGGGUAGUGCAGGAUCGCUCGGUCAACGUACAAGAAGUAUACAUCGAUACCAUUGGAAAUCCAGCGACAUACCAGCAGAAGCUGGAACGGAUUUUCCCAUCUUUGAAGAUCACUGUGGCCAAGAAAGCGGACUCCUUGUACCCAUGUGUAAGUGCGGCCAGUGUGGCCGCGAAAGUGACACGUGAUGUCGCGCUUGAGGUGCUAUACCAGGCUGUGCUGAGUGCCCAGCAGUCUGGCGAUAGUGCGUCGGAUGCCCCAGAGGGAUGGGGCAGUGGCUAUCCCUCCGAUUCGAAGUGUGUCGGCUGGCUCCGACGAAACAUGGACCCUGUCUUCGGCUGGGGUAACGAGUGUCGAUUCAGCUGGGGUACAGCUAAAGAAAUGCUGGAUGUGAAGGGUGGAGCACGAGUGGACUGGCCCGAGGAAGACGAGGAAGGAAAUGGCCGACUCGAGUUCCUGUUGACGUCUGGACCCACAAAGAGCUCUGGCCAAGAUGGGCUACGGGAUUGGUAUGGGAGCAGACAAGCAGAAAUCAUAUGA